This is a messenger RNA of Astrephomene gubernaculifera, 857 nucleotides long. The record is from the annotation of a GenBank genome assembly. Lineage: Eukaryota; Viridiplantae; Chlorophyta; Chlorophyceae; Chlamydomonadales; Astrephomenaceae.
CAGCAGCAACAGCAGCAGCAGCAACAGCGAUCCCUGGCAGGUCAUCCGUCGCUGCCGCCGCAGGGGGCGACCCAGCCGCCUGUGCUCGGGCACCAGCACGUGCCUCCACAGCUGCAGUCGCAGCGACCCGGCAUGCAUGGAGGCAUGGGGCGGCUACCAGCAGCAGCAGCUGCAGCCCCCGGUUUUCCGCUGCAGGAUAUCCUUCCCGUCAAUCCACUGUGUGGGGAGCACCCGGCCAUGGUUGGAUAUCGGGAGGGCGGCUCAGCAGACUGGUUUUCAGCGGUGCCGCAACAACCGCCGUCACAGCGGGGAGACACAUGGUCACUGCAGCGCCAACAGGGUCCGUUGCAGGGGCAGAUGCAGCAGCAGCCCCAGCAGCAGCGACAAUCAAUGGAGCCCUAUCUGCAGGGGGGAGCUGGCUCCAGGGUCGUUGAAGGCUACACGCCAUCACCAUUCCCACAACCGCAUCCCAUGCAUCAGCAGCAUCCGCAGUUCCCGCAGCAGCAGCAGCAGCAUCAGCAGUUCCAACAGCAGCAGCAGCAGCAGCAGGCGCCCUCCGCUGCUGCUGGCCACGUUUCGUUGAAGCGCUCUCGCGAGUUGACGCCACACAAUCUGUUCAUGCGGGAGGAGCUCAAGAGGCUGAGGGCGGAGCAGCCGGGGUUGCCUAAUCGGGAUAUGUUCAGGUUGGCGUCCAUGAAGUGGGCAGAUGAGUACGGCAGUCGUCGAGGGCAGAGUGCCAGCGUCAGCAGCGUCGGUGGCGGCGGCACCGGUGCUGCUGGUGCUGGUGCUGGUGCUGCUGGUGCUGGUGCUGUUACUGCUGUUGUCGGUGCUGCUUCCGAGGCGGCAGCUGCUUACAU